UCUCUCUCUCUCUCUCGUUCGCCGGUCUAUAAACCAGGCCAUUACACGAAUCCGGAAUCACACGACACGCGUAGGUGAGCCGUUUGAAUCAGUACGAGCCUUUGACCUUUCCUUCCUCUGUCCUCUCCGUCCCCGAACCAAACCAUCCCCCACGCCGGCCUCCACACCAUCUUGAUCUUCUGCAUCAAACCGAUCUCUCCCUCUCCGAUUCGGACGAAGAUUCCCAAGUUGAUCCCGCCGCCUUCGAUCCAAUCCGCCCCCGAUUUCGCCCAACGAGCUGCUGAUUCAAUCCGAUUGGGCCCUCCUCGAUUGGUUCCGCAUCCACAUCCGAUACUGUUUUUGGGGUUGAAAUGGUCGAUUCUGAUCGAUCGGUCUCGGUCUGCAAUCCCGUUGACCACUUGAGAGCCAUGGCGGGCUCUUUCAAUCCCACCGGCGCAUGCUCCAAGCCGAAUCGGAGCCAUCAAUCCCACAGGAAUCGGAAGGUGCCCAGUUCCGCCAAUCGUGCGAGAGCUGCCGCCUGCGAUGGAUCUCGGACCGCCGCGAUGGACGUCGCUAUCCUGGUCGCCGUCGUCGUGGCCUGCGGGUUUCUGCUGUUCCCUUACGUCGAGUUCGUGCGCGUCUGGGUGAUCAGAGCCGGCGGCGCGAUCGCCGGUGCGGUCGCGGAGGAGGUUUCCGAGGCUCCGUUGAUUUACGGGUCCAUCGGGCUGAGCGUGUCUUGUGCUGCGUUCGCUUGCUGGUUGCUUCUGAUGUACUCGAGCAGGAAAUGCGGGAACCCGAAGUGUAAGGGCCUAAGGAAAGCGGUUGAAUUCGAUAUUCAGCUGGAGACCGAGGAGUGCGUGAAGAGCGAUCCGUCUUCCCUCAUGAAAGGCGGCUUAAGGAGGGGCAUAUUCAAAUUGCCACGAGAUCACCAUCGCGAGCUGGAGGCGGAGCUGAAGAAGAUGGCGCCGCCUAACGGAAGGACUGUUCUCAUGUUCCGAGCGCGAUGUGGGUGCGUCAUCGGGAGCUUGGCAGUUCCUGGGCCGAAGAAGCAGCGAAAGAUCAGGAAGUAGGACUACUUUUGUUGGGUAUUUGAUUAAAGAAGAGAUAUAGAUUAAUGCAGAGAGACUGGGUUAUUAGGCAGAGAUGACUUGCUCCUUUGUGGAGUCCCCUGAUACAGGGGGCCAUACCGAUACCAUUCCUAAAUAAAGCUCAUCGCGCAAUGGGUAUUAGGAUAAUGUACAAAUUGUUCUGAUCAGACGAUAUUACUGCUCGUUAUAUUGGUUUCC
Syzygium oleosum is the source of this 1265-nucleotide messenger RNA. RefSeq lists its product as uncharacterized. The transcript has a single exon. The coding region runs from base 351 to 1049 and encodes 232 amino acids. The record is from RefSeq and is a predicted model, not a curated record. NCBI's taxonomy places the organism in Eukaryota, Viridiplantae, Streptophyta, Magnoliopsida, Myrtales, Myrtaceae.